Molecule: messenger RNA, 1882 nt
Organism: Plectropomus leopardus (leopard coralgrouper)
Lineage: Eukaryota; Metazoa; Chordata; Actinopteri; Perciformes; Serranidae
Gene: slc39a7
Product: solute carrier family 39 member 7
Biological process (GO): intracellular zinc ion homeostasis; zinc ion transmembrane transport
Cellular component (GO): membrane
Molecular function (GO): zinc ion transmembrane transporter activity
Source: RefSeq, a predicted model, not a curated record
UUGAGUAAAUGCCACGUCUUACCAGCAGCAUCAACGCAGGGACAAAUAUCAUCAGUUUACCAAAACACGCUGCAUUCAGGACAGAGAGAAACCAGCGGCGCAGCAGGCACUGAUAUCGGACACUAUCCGGGGAAAAUAUGGGCUGUUUACGGCUGCUGGCACUGACACUGGCCACAUCUGCGGUACUCCUGCUAGCCUCCCAUUCAGCCGCCGCUCAUAGCCAUUCCCACGGCGACCAUGGACACGCCCAUUCCCACGGCCACCAUCACCACGGCCACCAUCACCAUCACGGCCACUCCCACGGAGCACACGAUGACCACGAGGAAGUGAGGAUGUUCCACGGAGCAAGCAAGUGGAGCGCCGAGGCCAACCUCCCUCUGCAUGGAGAGGAGGAGCACCACGGACACGCACACGAUCACGGACACGCACACGAUCACGGACACGCACACGAUCACGGACAUGCACACGAUCACGGACAUGCACACGAUCACGGACACGCACACUCACAUGAUCACGGACAUCAGGAGGAUGUCGUGCGAGUGCACAAGGAGGACAGUGGACACGGACACUCACAUGGAGGAGACAGGGUGAAGAGGGAGGCAGGAGGAGAGAAGAGGGACAUAGUGGAGCUCUGGACACAGGCCAUCGGAGCGACGCUGCUGAUCAGCGCUGCUCCGUUCCUCAUCCUGUUUCUGAUCCCAGUUCAGUCCAACAGCGACCAGCAUCAGAACCUGCUCAAGGUGCUGCUCAGCUUCGCCUCCGGUGGUCUGCUGGGUGACGCCUUCCUCCACCUCAUACCGCACGCUCUGGAGCCGCACUCUCACCACGGAGAGGGAGACCAUGGACACUCGCACGCAAGUGGAGAGUCACAUGACCACGGUCACUCCCACGGAGCCGCCCACGCUCACAUGAUGUCGGUGGGUCUGUGGGUUCUCGGCGGGAUCAUCGCCUUCCUGGUUGUAGAGAAGUUUGUGCGUGCGCUGAAGGGAGGCCACGGACACGGACAUUCCCACGGGCACUCGCACGAUGCUCCCAAAGAAAAGGACAGUGAUGGAGAGGAAGAAAAGGAGAAGAAGAAAGAGGAGAAAGGAAGCACAGAUGAGAAGGAGCCAAAGAAAAAGGAGACAAAGGGCACAGACAUCAAGGUGUCGGGUUACCUGAACCUGGCAGCCGACUUCACACAUAAUUUUACCGACGGCCUGGCAAUCGGAGCGUCAUUCCUGGUGGGUCCAGCUGUCGGCGCGGUAACCACCCUCACCAUCCUGCUGCACGAGGUCCCACACGAGAUCGGAGACUUUGCCAUCCUCGUCCAGUCUGGCUGCACCAAAAGAAAGGCCAUGUGUCUACAGCUGCUGACGGCCCUGGGAGCUCUGGCCGGCACAGCUUGCUCUCUAUUGGCUGAGGGCGUGGGCACCGCGGCGACCGCCUGGAUCCUGCCGUUCACGGCCGGCGGCUUCGUUUACAUCGCCACCGUCACCGUGCUCCCAGAACUGCUGGCGGGCCGAUCCAGUUUCGGCCAGUCCCUGAUGGAGAUCUUGGCACUCCUGUUCGGAGUCAGCAUGAUGGUUCUGAUCGCAGAGUACGAGUGAGACGCAGCGGCGUGGACGCGCAGAGAAAAGGUCAAAAACGGUUGAAAAAAAAAAAUGCUGGUUUUAAGUAGAGUCCAAGUGGAUUGUUAUUUGUCGGGGCUGCGUUUUCCUUUUUUUAAUACUGAUUCUGUUUUGGGACGAACACCACGUGCUGAUGGAUGAUUUUUGUUGUGUUGUGUUUGUUUUAGCAGUUCACGGUCACAUCCCUGAUUUGUGUUAGUGUUUCUUUUUCGGCUCCUUCUUCGCGGGAGAGACUGAGAGCUGGAAAUGAGCGACCUGAUGGAAACGCUUUA